This is a messenger RNA of Polistes canadensis, 1115 nucleotides long. RefSeq names its product solute carrier family 22 member 16-like. Lineage: Eukaryota; Metazoa; Arthropoda; Insecta; Hymenoptera; Vespidae. Bases 65 to 1072 code for a protein of 335 amino acids. Gene Ontology annotation, cellular component: membrane. The transcript is spliced from 4 exons. Gene Ontology annotation, biological process: transmembrane transport. Gene Ontology annotation, molecular function: transmembrane transporter activity. The record is from RefSeq and is a predicted model, not a curated record.
UGUGUAUCUUUAUGUUGAAGUGAUAGAAAUAUGUCCACCGCAUCUGCGCUCCACUUUAGGAGUGAUGUUUAAUCAAAGUUAUGCAUUCGGAAUGAUUCUGAUCGCAAUAAUUGCAUAUUUUAUCAGAGAAUGGAGAAUAUUACAAAUUUAUAUUUCUCUGCCGGCGUUUAUUCUGAUUUUGCACAUGUUAGCUAUACCGGAGAGUCCAAGAUGGCUUUAUUAUUCAAAACAUAAAGCGCGUGCUUGGAUGAUGGUAAAAGAUUUUGUAUCACCCGAACAAAAGCAAAUGAUUGCUGAACGGAGAAUGAGUGUCACGAUAAGGAAAGAAAAAAAAUUGACUCGUAUUCAAGAAUUGAAGAAAAAUCUAGGAUACUUAAAAAACAAAGAGAUGAGUCUUAGAUUAAUUCUCAAUUGGACCAUUUGGUUUUCUACGUCUAUGAGUUAUUACGCAUUAUUGAUUACCGCUAGCCUUUUAAAGAUAGACAGCUAUCUUUACACCGGACUUUCUGGUAUUGCCGAAGGACUCAGUUAUAUCAUAGUCAUACCUCUAUUAAAUAUGAUUGGUAGGCGAGGUACAUCAUUCUCUUUACUUCUAUGUGCAUCUGGAGCAUUUACAAUUCUUCUCAUUGUACCAAGUCACUUGAAAAUGAUUACAAUGUUCACGGCUCUUUUUGGUAAACUCUGCGUUAGUAGCGUGUACGUUGCUGUGAUAAUACACUGUAGUGAACUUUUUCCAACUGUUAUGAGAAACAUAGCAAUUGGUACCAGUUCUACAUGGGCACACAUUGGCAGUACAAUUGCACCGUACCUUGUGGAUUAUUUUGUUAUUUAUGGAUGGUGGGUGCCAAAUUCAAUUUGUGGAUUCACAGUAUUUGUAAGUGCCUUACUAACACAGGUAUUACCAGAAACUAAGGACUUAACUUUGUAUAAUACGAUGGAUGAGUUUAUUUCAAGAUGUAAAGCCAAUCCCAAUGAACAAUUAUCUUUGAAACAUAAUAUAGUAUUCACAAUACUUAAGAAAUUGCAAAUUGUCAAAAAACCUACACCUGAAACAACCUCUCAAGAAGAAUGAAAAGCGAUUCCACCAUACACUUGUCCACCUCAUAGAGAAUAUA